Molecule: messenger RNA, 267 nt
Organism: Miscanthus lutarioriparius
Lineage: Eukaryota; Viridiplantae; Streptophyta; Magnoliopsida; Poales; Poaceae
Source: the annotation of a GenBank genome assembly
AUGGAGUCGCCGUUGGUGCUGCUGCUUCAGUGCUUCAACGCUCAGCUGCUUCAGUGCUUCAACGCUCAGCCUCCGCGCCGCUGCUCAGAUGCCUCCAUCGGAAGCCGCCACCGCCGCCGGUCAGUCGCUCUGCUCGAAGCAGCAGCCUCCGCCAGUCGCCUCUGCUACGCGGCCGCCGAUGGGCACAGCUGCCGCCGCCGCCGCCGGUCGCUCCGCUCGAAGCCGCCGCAGCCGAAGGCACAGCCGCCUCCUCCUCCUUUUUCGUAG